CGCAGGUGUGGGUCCCACGGCAGGAGGUCAGUGCUGGUCUGGUUGCUUCCCAGAGGAGGCGCCGGCGGCAGCCCCAGGGGUUGCGACCUGUUGGGAGGUGGCCCCGGCCUCUUGCCACCGACACCCGCUCUCCGCACCCUGCCUCGGUGGGCCAGAGUCGAGGGCGCGGACACCGCCACUCCACUUCAGCCGACGUCCGCCCUGAGGAGCGGCACAGCAGCCUCGCGCCCCGGGAGCCCCCGAGUCCUCGGCCCCCGACCCACAGGAUGUCCAAGCAGGAUUUGAGCGUCACAGCAAAGCUCAUCAACGGAGGCGUGGCGGGGCUCGUGGGGGUGACCUGUGUGUUCCCCAUCGACUUGGCCAAGACGCGACUUCAGAACCAGCACGGGAUGGACACGUACAGAGGGAUGACGGACUGCCUGGUGAAGACGGCGAGGGCCGAGGGCUUCCUGGGCAUGUACCGAGGUGCCGCCGUGAACCUGGCGCUGGUCACCCCGGAGAAGGCCAUCAAGCUGGCGGCCAAUGACUUCCUGCGGCAGCUGCUCCUGGGAGACGGGACGCGGCGGAACCUGAGGAUGGAGAUGCUGGCGGGCUGCGGCGCGGGGAUGUGCCAGGUGGUGGUCACCUGCCCCAUGGAAAUGCUGAAGAUCCAGCUGCAGGACGCCGGGCGCCUGGCCUCCGGCCCUCGGGGCCCGGACUCGGCGCCUUCCUCCCCGCUGUCCGCUCAGAAGCGCCCGUCCGCCACCCUCAUUGCCCGGGAGCUGCUUCGCACCCGCGGCCUGGCUGGGCUCUACAGGGGCCUGGGGGCCACUCUCCUCAGGGACAUCCCGUUCUCCGUCAUCUACUUCCCUCUGUUUGCCAACCUGAACAACCUCGGGGUCAGCGAGCCGGUGGGGAAGGCCUCCUUUGCCCACUCCUUCGUGUCAGGCUGCGUGGCCGGUUCCGUGGCUGCUGUCGCUGUGACCCCCCUGGACGUUUUGAAAACGCGAAUCCAGACCCUCCAGAAAGGCCUGGGGGAGGACAGCUACAGCGGCAUCCGAGACUGUGCCAGGAAACUCUGGGCGCAGGAGGGGCCGUCCGCCUUCCUGAAGGGCGCGGGCUGCCGGGCGCUGGUCAUCGCUCCCCUCUUCGGCAUCGCCCAGGGCGUCUACUUCAUCGGCAUCGGCGAGCGGCUCCUCGGGUGCUUCGAGUAGACUUGGCUGGAGCGCCGUCCCACCCGGCCGUCUCCUGGCGCUGGUU
Messenger RNA from Phyllostomus discolor (pale spear-nosed bat), 1239 nucleotides. RefSeq names its product solute carrier family 25 member 18 (gene SLC25A18). Gene Ontology annotation, biological process: L-glutamate transmembrane transport; aspartate transmembrane transport; malate-aspartate shuttle. Lineage: Eukaryota; Metazoa; Chordata; Mammalia; Chiroptera; Phyllostomidae. The coding region runs from base 267 to 1193 and encodes 308 amino acids. The record is from RefSeq and is a predicted model, not a curated record. The transcript is spliced from 9 exons. Gene Ontology annotation, molecular function: L-aspartate transmembrane transporter activity; L-glutamate transmembrane transporter activity.